Synchiropus splendidus (mandarinfish) is the source of this 2296-nucleotide messenger RNA. It is a transcript of the gene trim9, whose product is annotated as tripartite motif containing 9. Lineage: Eukaryota; Metazoa; Chordata; Actinopteri; Syngnathiformes; Callionymidae. The record is from RefSeq and is a predicted model, not a curated record. The transcript has 11 exons. Bases 78 to 2228 code for a protein of 716 amino acids. Gene Ontology annotation, molecular function: protein binding; zinc ion binding.
UCCAAGGUCUCGCUGGCUGCGCUCUCACUCGGACGCGGCUGGAUCUCGAACUCGCGACGCUCCUCGGCACCGGAAGCAUGGACGAGAUGGAGGACGAGCUCAAGUGCCCCGUGUGCGGCUCCUUCUACCGCGAGCCCAUCAUCCUGCCCUGCUCCCACAACAUCUGCUUGGCCUGCGCUCGGAACAUUCUGGUCCAAACCCCCGACUCGGAGUCCCCUCAGAGCUGCCGCGCGUCCGGCUCCGGGCUCUCCGACUACGACUACCUGGACCUGGACAAGAUGAGCGUGUACAGCGAGGCGGACAGCGGCUACGGCUCCUACGGAGGCUUCGCCGUCAGCGCCCCCACCACCCCGUGCCAGAAGUCCCCGAACGGGGUCCGGGUCUUCCCCCCGGCUCUGCCCCAGCCGGGCGUCCCGCGGAACUCCUGCAUCACCUGCCCGCAGUGCCACCGCAGCCUGAUCCUGGACGAGCGGGGGCUGCGCGGCUUCCCCAAGAACCGGGUCCUGGAGGGGGUGGUGGACCGGUACCAGCAGAGCAAGGCGGCCGCGCUCAAGUGCCAGCUGUGCGAGAAGAGUCCCAAAGAAGCCACGGUCAUGUGCGAGCAGUGCGACGUCUUCUACUGCGAGCCGUGCCGCCUCCGCUGCCACCCACCCCGCGGCCCACUCGCCAAGCAUCGCCUGGUUCCGCCGGCCCAGGGGCGGAUCAGCCGCCGCGCCAGUCCCCGCAAGAUCUCCACCUGCACGGAACACGAGCUGGAGAACCUGAGCAUGUACUGCGUGCAGUGCAAGAGCCCGGUCUGCUACCAGUGUCUGGAGGAGGGGCGCCACGGGACCCACGAGGUCAAGGCGCUGGGCGCCAUGUGGAAGCUGCACAAGGGUCAACUAUCCCAGGCUCUCAACGGUCUGUCAGACCGAGCCACCGAAGCCAAAGAGUUCCUGGUCCAGCUCCGCAACACGGUCCAGCACAUCCAGGAGAACGGCGUGGAGUUCGAGGCCUGCCUGGUGGCCCAGUGCGACGCCCUCAUCGAGGCUCUCAACCGCCGCAAAGUGCAGCUGCUCGCUCGUGUUAACAAGGAGCACGAGCACAAGUUGAAGGUGGUGCGGGACCAGAUCUCCCACUGCACCGUGAAGCUGCGCCAGACCACCGGCCUGAUGGAGUACUGCCUGGAGGUCAUCAAGGAGAACGACCCCAGCGGCUUCCUCCAGAUCUCUGACGCUCUGAUCCGGAGAGUUCACAUGACCGAGAGCCAAUGGGGCAAAGGCACGCUGACCCCGAGGAUGACCAGCGACUUCGACCUGACCCUGGACAGCGGGCCGCUCCUGCAGACCAUCCACCAGCUGGACUUUGUUCAGAUGAAAGUGCCAGCGCCCCCCAUGCUCCAGCUGGAAGAGUGCUGUACUCAGAACAAUAGUGCCACGUUGUCAUGGAAACAGCCGCCACUCUCCACCAUCGCCGUGGAAGGCUACAUUCUGGAGCUGGACGACGGGAGCGGGGGUCCGUUCAGGGAAGUGUACGUGGGCACGGAGACCAUCUGCACGGUGGACGGGCUGCACUACCACAGCACCUACCGGUCCCGGGUCAAGGCCUUCAACGGCAGCGGAGUGGGCCAGUACAGCAAGACGCUGCUCAUGCAGACCUCCGAGGCUGGACUCCCGCCAUGUGACAUGCAGUCUCUCGGCGCAGUGGCCUGGUUCACCUUCGACCCCGCCUCGGCGCACCCUGACAUCAUCUUCUCCAACGACAACAUGACGGUGAGCUGCAGCAGCUACGACGACCGCGUGGUGCUGGGCAGCGCCGCCUUCUCCCGGGGCCUGCACUACUGGGAGAUGACUCUGGACCGCUACGACAACCACCCGGACCCGGCCUUUGGCGUCGCCCGGGCCGAGGUUCUGAGGGACGUGAUGCUGGGCAAGGACGACAAGGCCUGGGCCAUGUACGUGGACAACAACCGCUCCUGGUUCAUGCACAACAACUCGCACACCAACAGGACGGACGGAGGCAUCAGCCAAGGGGCCACCAUCGGGGUCCUGCUGGACUUCACACGAGGAAUCCUCAUCUUCCUGGUCAACGACGAGCAGCAGGGGCCAGUGGCCUUUGAGAACCUGGACGGGGUCUAUUAUCCCGCCCUCAGCCUCAACCGGAACGUGCAGGUCACCCUGCACACUGGGCUGCCCAUCCCCGACUUCUACACGCCCGGGGAGGCCGACCCCUCUGGAUCCAUGUGCUAGAGACUCGCCACCGCUUCCAUCAUGGGAGACGUGAGCCUGUGGCCCGCGAGCCAGAAGCUGGAUCACAC